Molecule: messenger RNA, 2505 nt
Organism: Aspergillus melleus
Lineage: Eukaryota; Fungi; Ascomycota; Eurotiomycetes; Eurotiales; Aspergillaceae
Gene: pldA
Product: putative phospholipase PldA
Exons: 8
Coding region: 1-2505 (834 amino acids)
Biological process (GO): phosphatidic acid biosynthetic process; intracellular signal transduction; cell motility
Molecular function (GO): D-type glycerophospholipase activity
Source: RefSeq, a predicted model, not a curated record
AUGGACAAGUUCAGGGACAAGUUCAACUCGCUCGAGGAGCACUUUAAAGAAACCCACAUCAAGGAAGAAGCCCAUCACCUCAAGCACAAAGUGGGCAAGUUCUUCAACAUCGUCAAUCCCAAUCACCGCCACGACGAAGCGCACGAGCAGGAAACCGACCGGAAGCGAUCCGCAAUCGCCGAAUCCCACCGAUUCGGCUCUUUCGCACCCAUCCGAGAGAACAAUCGCGUUAAGUGGUAUGUCGAUGCAUUGGACUACCUGUGGGCCGUUUCCAUCGCUCUUGAGAAUGCCAAAGAGGUUAUCUACAUUGAAGAUUGGUGGUUGUCGCCCGAACUGUUCCUCCGGAGACCUCCGUUCUUGACGCAGGAAUGGCGGCUGGAUCAGGUGCUGAAGCGCCGCGCCGAGGCGGGCGUGAAGAUUUACGUGAUUGUGUACAAGGAGGUCAACCAAGCAUUGACUUGCAACUCCGCCCAUACCAAACAUGCGCUGCGCAAUCUCUGCCCGGAAGGAUCGCCGGGUUACGGAAACAUCAAAAUCCUGCGCCACCCGGAUCACAACAUCUUUGAGAACGGAGCUGACAUGACCUUGUACUGGGCCCAUCACGAGAAAUUCAUUGUCAUCGACUAUUCUCUUGCCUUCAUCGGAGGUAUUGACCUCUGUUUCGGUCGAUGGGACGCCCACCAACAUCCUCUGGCCGACGUUCACCCGUCGAACCUCAAAGACGAGAUCUUCCCCGGACAGGAGUUCAACAACAAUCGAAUCAUGGAUUUCCAGAGUGUGGGUGACUGGCAGUCCAACGAAGUCAGCAAAGCGGAGUACGGCCGGAUGCCCUGGCACGACGUUGCCAUGGGUCUGAUGGGUGACUGUGUCUACGAUAUUGCCGAACACUUUGUGCUUCGAUGGAAUUUCAUCAAGCGUGACAAGUACAAGCGAGACGACAGCGUCGACUGGCUUCUGCUUGAGGGCCGCACUGGCGAGGACGAAGACCUUGUUGCCGUUCAGCGUCCGAAGUACCCCUGCGGUGAUUACGUGCAACACCCUUUCCAGCCGCUCAGCUCGAAACCCCUAGGCAACCAGGGCACAGCACGCGCACAGAUCGUCCGCAGCAGCGCAGAUUGGAGCAGCGGAAUCUUGACCGAACACAGUAUCCAGAAUGCGUACAAGGAGGUCAUCAGCAAGGCGGAACACUUUGUCUACAUCGAGAACCAGUUCUUCAUCACGGCAACUGGCGACCAGCAGGCCCCUAUUCUCAACACGAUCGGACGUUCCAUCGUUGAUGCUUGCGUGAGAGCUGGCAAGGCCGGUCGGAAAUUCCGGGUCAUCAUUGUCAUUCCGGCCAUCCCCGGGUUCGCGGGAGAUCUCAGACAGAACGAAGCGACGGGUACUCGAGCCAUCAUGGACUAUCAGUACAAAUCAAUCAACCGAGGGGAGCAUUCUAUCUUCGGCCAGAUUUCCGCUCAGGGAGUUGAUCCCAGAGAACACGUCUUUGUUUUCACCCUGCGUGCUUUUGAUCGUAUCAACAAAACCCCGGCGCUGGAGGAGCUGGAGAACCAGGCCGGCGUGACCUACAACGACAUUCAGCGUGGUAUUGCCGAGUCCAUCAUGAGUGACAGUGUCCACCCCGCCAUUGGCAAAGACGGUGACAAGAACGAAGUGGGCUAUGAUAACGCCGAACAGGAGAAGGAGAAGCAAGAGCGGCUCGCCCGGCUGCGCAAGUAUGAGGAGAAGAGCGAGCGCCAGAAAGAAGGUCACGGUUACAUCAGCAAAGACACCGUCUCGCACACGGUCAUGCUCAACGGAGGCAAGAUGUCCGACGAGCCCUGGGAGGGCGAUGCCGAGGCAGAGAAGGAGAACUUCGUGCAAGAGGAGCUCUAUGUCCACGGCAAAGUCUGCAUUGUCGAUGACCGAAUUGCUAUCUGUGGUAGUGCGAACAUCAAUGAUCGAUCGCAAUUGGGCUACCACGACAGCGAGCUGGCCAUCGUUGUGGAAGAUCAAGACUUCAUUGACAGCACCAUGGAGGGUCGUCCCUACAAGGCUGCCCGCCUGGCUGCGACGCUGCGUCGUCAACUCUGGAGGGAGCACAUGGGCUUGCUUCCCGCACAAAACUACGACGCUUCUCAACAUCCCAAUGCUCAGCCGCCCAACGCCUGCAUGAACCAGAUCUACGAGGGACCCGAGAACGAUUUCGUCGCGGAUCCUCUGAGCGACGAUGUGUGGAAGAUGUGGACGGACCGGGCCACCGUCAACACCGAAAUGUAUCGCAUGCUCUUCCGCGCCGACCCUGACGAUAACAUCAAGACCUUUGAAGAGUACGAUAACUUCCGACCCAAAUCUGGCAAGCAAGGCCACCUCUUCGAUCCCUACCAGCCGGUCAAGGAAGUUCGCGAGAAGUUGGAUAAGAUUAAGGGCCACCUGGUCUGGAUGCCUUUGGAAUUCUUGCGGGAUGCCGAGAUGGCUGAGCCCGGACUGGCUGUAAAUCAAAUCACCGAGAGUAUCUACACCUGA